UUCGGUCGUUCCAAGGAGAGGUGAAAAUGCGACACGCAAAGUUCAUCGCACGCACGGUGCUGGUGCAAAACAACAACGUCGAGGAGGCAUGCCGAGUGUUGAACCGCAUUUUGGGCAAGGAGGAGAUUUUCGACCAAUACCGACGCACUCGUUACUACGAAAAGCCAUUCCAGACUCGACGACGCAUCAACUUUGAACGCUGCAAAUCUAUUUACAACGAGGACAUGAAUCGAAAAAUCCAAUUUGUGCUCCGCAAGAACCGGGUCGAGCCGUUCCCGGGAUGCAAUUAGUUUGAUCGGUUACAAAAUAUAUUCGCUGUAGUCUGGUGAAGAGA
Molecule: messenger RNA, 334 nt
Organism: Anopheles arabiensis
Lineage: Eukaryota; Metazoa; Arthropoda; Insecta; Diptera; Culicidae
Gene: mRpS21
Product: 28S ribosomal protein S21, mitochondrial
Exons: 2
Coding region: 27-290 (87 amino acids)
Biological process (GO): translation
Cellular component (GO): ribosome
Molecular function (GO): structural constituent of ribosome
Source: RefSeq, a predicted model, not a curated record